Messenger RNA from Diceros bicornis minor, 4675 nucleotides. RefSeq names its product schwannomin interacting protein 1 (gene SCHIP1). The record is from RefSeq and is a predicted model, not a curated record. Gene Ontology annotation, cellular component: cell junction; plasma membrane. The transcript has 9 exons. Lineage: Eukaryota; Metazoa; Chordata; Mammalia; Perissodactyla; Rhinocerotidae. Gene Ontology annotation, biological process: positive regulation of hippo signaling. Bases 133 to 1545 code for a protein of 470 amino acids.
GUCCCCGCCCCCAGGGAAUUAUAAUUCUCCGGAGAAGUGUCUGGUUCCCGGGGAAUCGUUGGGGCGGGGUGCAGGGGCGCGCCCGGCGCAAAAUGGUUACAACAAAGUCCACGCGCCUCCGGGGCCCCUCGUAUGGAAAGUGAUUACCGAGAGGAUGGGAUGGAUCUAGGCAGUGACGCCGGCAGCAGCAGCAGCAGCAGCCGCGCCAGUUCGCAGUCCAACUCCACCAAAGUGACCCCUUGCUCCGAGUGCAAAUCCUCGUCGUCGCCGGGGGGCAGCCUGGACUUGGUGUCUGCCCUGGAGGACUAUGAGGAGCCCUUCCCGGUCUACCAGAAGAAGGUGAUUGAUGAGUGGGCGCCGGAGGAGGACGAGGAGGAGGAGGAGGAGGAGGAGGACGAGCCUGAUGAGCGAGGGUAUCGGGAUGACCGCUGUCCGGCCCGGGAGCUGGGGGACGUGAGCGCCAGGACCCGCAGCGGCGGCGGCAGGGGCAGGAGCGCCACUACCGCCAUGCUGCCCCCGGUGCCCAACGGCAACCUCCACCCGCAUGACCCCCAGGACCUCAGGCACAAUGGCAACGUGGUGGUGGUGGCCGGCCGGCCGAGCAGUUCCCGGGGCCCCCGCCGGGCGAUCCCGAAGCCCCAGCCGGCAGGGGGCCGGCGCGGCGGCCCGGGCCCGGCAGCGGGGGCCGUCUGCCUUCAGCCCACCGACGGCGGUACGUGCGUCCCGGAGGAGCCCCCGGUGCCCCCUAUGGACUGGGAGGCGCUAGAGAAGCAUCUGGCUGGACUGCAGUUCCGGGAGCAGGAGGUGCGCAACCAGGGCCAGGCAAGGACCAACUCCACCUCCGCACAGAAAAAUGAGCGAGAAUCUAUCCGACAGAAGUUGGCACUUGGAAGCUUCUUUGAUGAUGGCCCAGGAAUUUAUACCAGCUGUAGCAAAAGUGGGAAGCCAAGCCUUUCCUCUCGCCUGCAGAGUGGGAUGAACCUGCAGAUCUGCUUUGUCAAUGACAGCGGCAGUGACAAGGACAGUGAUGCUGAUGACAGUAAGACCGAGACCAGCUUGGACACCCCCUUGUCUCCCAUGAGCAAACAGAGUUCUUCCUAUUCCGAUAGAGACACUACUGAAGAGGAAUCUGAAUCCUUGGAUGACAUGGAUUUCCUCACAAGGCAAAAGAAAUUGCAAGCCGAAGCCAAAAUGGCCCUCGCCAUGGCCAAACCAAUGGCCAGAAUGCAAGUGGAAGUGGAGAAACAGAACAGGAAAAAGUCUCCCGUCGCUGAUCUCCUGCCACACAUGCCUCACAUAAGCGAAUGCUUGAUGAAAAGAAAUUUGAAGCCCACUGACCUGCGAGACAUGACUAUUGGGCAGCUACAAGUGAUAGUCAAUGAUCUCCAUUCCCAGAUAGAAAGCUUGAAUGAAGAGUUGGUCCAGCUGCUUCUCAUUAGAGAUGAGCUGCACACAGAGCAAGAUGCCAUGCUGGUGGACAUCGAAGACUUGACCAGCACCAGUGCCACCAGAUUGUUCUCACCAUGGGGACACUCCAGGACUUGAGUUUCUAGCUGGGCCCGGCUCCAAGCACCUCUCUGUAAAGAGACGGAUUCAGGCACUACACCAACACCUGUAAGACACGUCCUUUCUUGUUAGUCGAAGAAGUUUGCAUAUAAGUAUUAAGAUUAUGGGAAAUCAGUAGUGAAAUAUACAACUAGGACCUGCAUCUUUUGAAAACUAUAUAGUCCUGUGUCACUUAACAACAGGGACGCAUUCUGAGAAACACGUCAUCAGGCGAGUUCGUGAGUGUGCUUACACAAACCUAGAUGGCACAGCCUCCUGCGCAGCCAGGCUGUGUGGUGCUAACCUGUGGGAGCACCGUCGUGUACGCGGUCCGUCCUUCACCAGAAUGUCGUUAUGAUGCCCAGGACUGUAAACUCAUUUGUAAACCCUUGGCUGGCCUGUGAUUGCAGAGACUUUCCUCUGCCCUUCAGGCAGCAUUGGCAUUCCUCGGUGCAAGGAGGACAUUGAGAGGCUCCUCUCUAACUUUGAAGUGUUAAGCUGUUACUUAGGUUUGCAGUGUAUUGUUUUAUACCUUUCAGAUGUGAUCAUGGGCAACAGGGUAGGCAGAACCAUGGGGUUAAAAGGAGAGGAGUCACUAAUUUAAAGGUGUUGGGGGAACCCUUUAAAUUGUACGUGGUGGGGGGAAGUUUCUAUGUGCAUUCCUGGCUGCAGAAAUGUAACUUUGCCCAUGGUAGGAUCCGAGGAUACUUAAGCAUCCCUAAAGGUAGCAGUCCCAGAGUUUGCAGCCAGAUCCCAGAAGGCUGAGAGCAUGGCUCUGGGCCUGCUGAAAGUCCUGUUCACCUAUUCCCUUUAUCUGUCCACCUUCUACCGUUCCAGGAGUGGGUUCAGAUCAGUAGUUCUCAGUUUUGGCUGCACAUUGGAACCACCUGGGGUUCCAACUAUAGAUGCCUGGGUCUCACCCCCAGAGAUUCUGAUUUCAUUAUUCUGUGGAGUGGCCUGGGCAUAAAACUCUGCAGAUGAUUCCAAUGCACAGCCAAAUUUGAGGACCGAUGGUCUAGACAAGGCCUCUUUGGAGACGUGCUCCCUGAUGCCCAAGACUCGGGGAGGAUCUCUUCUCUGUGUUCCUGGCAGCACGGCAUUCUCACAUGUGGAGCCUAGUCCUACUGUGCCAUAUGUGUCUACUGUUUCUCCCCACCUGACUGUACACCCCUAAACACAGAGGUGACACCAUUCCCAGUCACUGCUAUGUCCCCAGAGCGUACGACAGGGCCUGCCAGAUACGUGGUAGGUCCUCACUAGUGAUUGUCCAUGAAAAGGAGUCCUGUGGGGCUUGAGUGAAACAAAUCGUAAUAAGGAUUGUCGUAUAAAUACUUGAUAAGAACUUUUUAGUAUUAUGGACUGAAACUCUUUCCCUCCUUUGUUUAAAAUUGUAAUGAAAUUCGCCCUUUUAUGUGUGUCUCAAAAUAACACCCAACAUUCAAUAUUUUCUGAAGCUAGUUCCUGUCUGUUCUUUUUUUCCCUCAGAAGAACCCCUUACUGUAGGUGUGCAUGCACGUGCACACACACACACAUACACACAGAUACGUAUUUAAACCCUGCUUUAAGAACUAUAAUUUAGCUACGGUGGAAUCUUAGCUCACUGUGCGUCAAAAUACUUCUUGAGCUGAAUUUGUUAAAUGAGGCCUGUGAGCUCCUUUAUGAAAAUGACCAAGGUUCGUUUAUACACAUAAAGAGGGCCAUAAGAUGGUCUGCAUAAUUUUUUUAAGAAUAGAGGGCUGAUGAUAUCUUUUCCCUGAGUUCCUUUAUUGUUAAAUGAAUAUCACCAAUUAUUUGUGGGCUGCUGAAUGUGGCGAGGACACUGUUGUCACUUCCCUAUUUCUAAAAGCGUUUGUGGUUUGUCUCCCCCAUGCCGUGGAUGUGAGACACUCUACACAGAGCUGGUGAGUUCCUCUUGACGUCACUGACUACCCUAGUCUGAGCAGCACACAAAAACUGCCCCUGAGCCUUUGAUUACAGCUGGACAUCCACCCCCGCCCUUAGAUGCUUUUCUCUUGCCAAAUUUAUACUUUCCUAAACUCCUUCAAAACAUCAGUCUUCUGCGGCCCUCAGACCUCACAGCCUUCAGGAGAUGUUCCCUCAGUGCUGUUCAAGAGAGGUGGGCAGCUUGCCACUCCCCCCGCUCCAUCUGGACCAGCCAGCAGCUGGGGUGGCUGAACUGUGGGCUCACGGGCCGUAAUAGGGCUUGCUGAAGAAGGAGACUCACCCUGCUCUCACUGCCAUGACCAUGCCCUUAGGACUAAUGGAGGGGGGAAAAGGUAUGCAAACACGGGGAGCCGGCCUGGUGGCGUAGUGGUUAAGUUUGCACACUCUGCUUUGGCGGCUCGGGGUUCGCGGGUUCGGAUCCCGGGCGCAGACCUGCACACCGCUCAUCAAGCCACCACAGCACGGCUUGAUGAUAUACAAAACAGAGGAAGACUGGCACAGAUGUUAGCUCAGGGCGAAUCUUCCUCACCAAAAAAAAAAAAAAAGUACGCAAACAUGGAAAAUCUUUACAUCCACUAAGGCCUAGCAUUUGUUAGGGAGACUGGAUUGGAUUACUGGCUUCAGAUUCCUUGCAGGAGCCUUGUUAAUACUUAGAUUUGUGUCUGUGUGCCUGUGUUUGGAUAAAGUCGUCAUGCAGUUACUUUCUAUCAUAACACCUUGUUUUGACUUGUUGCUUAACACUUAUUUUCUCUCUGCUAUCCCCUUGGUUGCUCUUUGUUCCUUUCUUGCCUCUCUCCACUGAAAUAUAUGCUCCAUGAGAACAAAGACCUUAUUGCACACCACAAAGUGCCCAGGACCAGGAGCAGUGCCUGGCACACAGAAUGCACAUAGUAAACAUUUGUUGAGUAAACUAUCCAGCCACUUCACUCUUUUCAUUUUUAAACACAGCACUGUUCUUCUCAAAGGUAGUGACAUCUACCAGCCGCAGGUUAACCCAGUGGCUUAUUAAAUACAAGGAAUCAUAGAUAGAAUAUAAAAUAGAAGAGGGCACAUCCCUUUGAAUUAAGUACUGUGUCUUCAUUUCACUGUGAGUAACUCAGACCCUCAGUUUGGAGGAGGUUUUAGCUGUUGAUUCGAAAGCAGUUUGGAUCUUUCUUCUUAGCACUGAAUAAUUGUAUUAUUAAUU